Messenger RNA from Glycine soja, 1592 nucleotides. RefSeq names its product RNA-binding protein 38-like. Gene Ontology annotation, molecular function: RNA binding. Bases 471 to 1277 code for a protein of 268 amino acids. NCBI's taxonomy places the organism in Eukaryota, Viridiplantae, Streptophyta, Magnoliopsida, Fabales, Fabaceae. The record is from RefSeq and is a predicted model, not a curated record. The transcript has 6 exons.
ACAAGCAUAUUAAGAGUAGUUAAGCUAGCGAAAACGGAAAAGUGAUAAGAUGGUAAGAGUAUAUUAAUGCAGAGAAGAAGAGACAGGGAGGCCACACACACACACUUGACACUUCACAAAUCCCUUGUCUUUCUUCCUUCUCUUUUUUUGGCCAGCAAAUUAGAGUUUGCAGCUGUCAAUCUCUCUCUCUCUCUCUCCCUCUCUCUCACUCACAUCUUUUAAUAAAAAUAAUAAAUUUGUUUCCUUUCCUUAUAUAUUUUUGUUGCAAUCAUAAUCAACCAACACCUCUGUUCCAAACAGCCAUCAAAUAAUAACCAUAAUACACCAUCAUAAACCAUACCCACCUUACCUCCUUCUUUCACCCUCUUCAAAUGCAAUGAUUCCUCUGCUGCCAAUCACACAUAUAUAGUACAAAGCAGAGACAUUUUAUGGAAUUUUGGCCUAGGAAAAAAGAAGAAGAAAGAGCUUAAAUGAAUGAGACAGCGAGUCUUCAUGCACCAACUAGGACACCCAUUUCUUCUUUGGAUGCAAUGGCUCAUCACCACCCGCAUUAUCGGUCACCCUUCGGAGACACAACGUUCACUAAGUUGUUCGUUGGAGGACUAGCCUGGGAGACUCCUACCGAAGAAAUGCGCAAAUAUUUCGAGCAGUUCGGAGACAUUCUUGAAGCUGUCAUCAUCACUGACAAGAACACCGGAAAAUCCAAAGGCUAUGGAUUCGUAACAUUCUGUGGACAAGAAUCAGCUAGAAGGGCAUGUGCUGAUCCAAAUCCAAUAAUAGAUGGAAGAAGAGCUAAUUGUAAUAUUGCUUCUCUUGGAAGGACUAGACCAUCACCACCUAGUGGGAGGAAUACAGUUCAAGGUGGAGUAGGAACAGCACAGGGUGUUCCAGGAGCGGGACCGGCGCCGUCACUACCGCCGCCACCACCUGUUCUGUAUCCACCAUAUGGCUAUACAACCUACACUCCUGAUUAUGGGUACCACCAAGCCACGAUGUACAACCCACAGAUUCAGCAACCACAAUACUAUCAACAACUUUAUGAAGCAUCAUCUUCUACCAUGGGCACCCCAUAUUACUAUGGUUAUUCUGUGCAAGCACCAAGAAACACAUUUUCUUCUCCCCAAGCAAAUCGUCUAUCACCUGGACCGUCCUAUCUAUACUACCCUAUACCAAUAGAAGUCUCAUUCUCUGGAUAUCGUCCUCCCCAACAAUCACCAAUGAGGCAAACCUUUCCUUCCCCUAAAGGGGUCCACAUGGGCAACCACAGAGCCAUGUGAAUGAGCUGUCUCGGUUGUGCCAUGAAUCGUAUGAUGUAUAAUGGGUCAACGUGGGAAGUCAUGACAGAGGGAGAGAGGGUCAUCGUGUAAAGUAACAGUGGAUAGUCCGAUAGUGGAUACAUGUGGUUUUUUUCAGUAGGAAAAAUAAAUAAUUGUGGUGGUUAAUUCUUUAAAGCAGUCAAAUGUUCUGUCAUUCAUGCAUGGGCUGGCCAACAUUGCAUGUUAGAUACUAUAUAUAUAUUGUACUGUAUAUACCAGUGCUGUAAUUUUUUUAUUUUAAAUAAAUACGGCCAUUACAGUUCAAAGCUAACAGAA